UUAUUGCGAUCUUCGUUACCUUUGCUUAUUCUUCUCCUUUUCCACAAGGAACCGGUGAACCCAAAGAUAUUAAGAUUGAAGGUCCGGGUCCUGGACCUUUAACUGUUGGUUCUAAAGCUACCGUUACUUGGAAGGCUACAGGAUUUGAUGCUGAUGAACCAAUAUCUUUCGGUAUUUUCGCAGAACAUAAUACUGAACCACCCUUUUUCGCAGAAACCACCCUUUUUGCGGGAAGUAUUACAUUCCCAAUCGAUGACAAAUUUAUUCCUGGAACUAAAUAUGGAAGUGUAAUCGUUCUUAAGUCUGACAAGACGCUUGCUUAUCGUGGUCAAAUUUUGAAAGUAACUGCUGCUAAUUCAAAUAAUGCAAUGGCUGUAAAAGCAAAUGCAAAUAUAUCAGAAACGCCAAGAAAGUGA
Molecule: messenger RNA, 416 nt
Organism: Funneliformis geosporum
Lineage: Eukaryota; Fungi; Glomeromycota; Glomeromycetes; Glomerales; Glomeraceae
Source: the annotation of a GenBank genome assembly